AUGUCGUACUUUCUACCGAACUUUCGAACUAUUGUUUGUACACAAACGAGAUUUCCUCUUCUUGAAUCAUUUGAUUUUAUCGAAAAGUGCUCAACUGAAGGCGAACUUCUUGUAAAAUUAGCCGAGAACACGGAUUCAGUACGAAUUCUUGUCUGCACUCAAGAAAUGUUCCUUAAUUUACCGAAAGAAUCGAUUCCACCUAAUCUCGAAACAAUUUAUUGUAUUUCUGACCUAUCUGACAUGAUCGAUUCGUUUGAAAUCAUCGAAAAAAAUGCGCAAAUAACGAAAUUUUCCAACGAAAAUGAAUUGGUGUUAAAUUUACUUUUCAAAAUCAUCCUCGCUUAUUAUUCUCAAUCGCAAAAGUAUCAAAAAGACGCUGAACAAAGUUUAGCUAACUCGUGUAUACACAUUGCUCUGGAAACCAUCAAACAAAUCAAAACCAAUCGAGACGUUUUCUGUCCAUCACUUUAA
Adineta ricciae is the source of this 471-nucleotide messenger RNA. NCBI's taxonomy places the organism in Eukaryota, Metazoa, Rotifera, Eurotatoria, Adinetida, Adinetidae. The record is from the annotation of a GenBank genome assembly.